UAAUACUGAGUGAUCCUUCUAUACAAAAACUCGAAAAAGCAAUUCUAGCACUUAAUAAUGAAAUUAACAGAAUGCAAACUGAAACAGAAUGGAAAGUGAAAUUCAGUCUCAAGAACAAGAAUCUGCAAAAAGUCACAAAUUUGAAUACUCCGAUGAAACUGAGACUUUCUGAAUCAAAUUUAUUACCUUAUUUAAUGAGAGAAGGAAGAGGGAUGGACAUUCUCCCACGAAAAUAUAUAACAUCUUAUCUGAAGAGAUAG
Messenger RNA from Ambispora gerdemannii, 260 nucleotides. The record is from the annotation of a GenBank genome assembly. Lineage: Eukaryota; Fungi; Glomeromycota; Glomeromycetes; Archaeosporales; Ambisporaceae.